GACUUUGGAGCCAUCUAGGAAGUAGUAACAGGAGCUUGCACGAUUAACCCUGUGAUUGCCGUAGGAGCACGCAGUGCGGUGUGGAAUUCGGCCAAUGAUCUCCGUCCAUGAAGAAUGUAAACCAAGUUUUCUUUGAAGAGGACCUACAGCGUCAGUUAAAAAUCAAUUAAACAGAAUGUCUGGUCUUCAUCUACGAAAAAUUAUUUGUCAGGCAGCAACUAAUAGAAGCUGCCAUUUUGGAAAGCACCUUGGGCUUCCUUCUCAGUGGUUUAAAGUGACCAACUUUCUGCCCUUAAAUUCUGUGACUUGGACCAGAAAUGGAGCCCCCUCUAUCCAUGCCAAACCAUAUUCCUCUGUGGAGCAAAGUGAGGACAAAGAGCUAAAGGGAAGUUCAAAAAAGAAGGAAAACCCAAAUGCUGCCAAGUUCUUUGGAAGUGUAGGUCGGAAAAUUCACCAUCGCUUCAUACAUGUCUUCGAUGAUCAUGGCGAGGACUUGGGCAACAUGCACAGAGCAGAUGUUAUACGUAUCAUGGAUGAACGAGGUCUUAAAUUGGUUCCUGUUAAUGAAAAUGCAGAUCCCCCAAUAUAUAGAUUGCUAACGGGAAAACAGAUCCACGAAGAACAGCUCAAGCUUCGAGAAAAACAAAAACUCUCCUCCAAUCAUGGUCCAGUACAGAUUAAAGAAUUGUCCUUCUCUGCCACAAUUGCAAAGCAUGACCUAGACGUAAAGCUCAAGCAGAUUUCGCACUGGAUUGAAAAGAAACAUCAUGUUCGAAUUACUGUCCAAAAAGGGGGCGUUGGAGGGGAAAAUGUCAAGCUGGAUUUGUUAAAUCAAAUAGUUGAAUCGAUGGCACAACAUGCAACGUGUAUGUUUAAACCGAAACUGGUCAAAGAUGGCAGAGCAGCAGUUUGUGUCCUACGUCCGUGGUCUGAGAAGGAACUGCGUGAACGUGCUAAAAAAGAGCAAGAACAGCAACAAACCACAGACACCUCCAACACUGCGCAAACAAACCAGGAAAUCUCUUAACUUCUGUUCACUCAUCUGCAGCAGGAACAAACAUUUUGUCAACACGAACAUGCCUAUCCAUAAAUAUUAUUAUAUUUUUCACAUGCGGGCACAAGGAUGUUUUUAAAGCAGACCCAUCUUUUUGAGGCAAACGUUUUGAGGCAAACUUAAGAUUUUUCUGUUGUUGUUUUCAGGAUUAUGUAUGUAAUGUUUGAAAUUCAAAGUAAAUGUUAAAUUUCAGGCAAAAAAAAUGGAAAACAUUUCUAUUCAGCAAUAAUCUCUUUUUACACCUAAAAUUUGAAAUUCACUUCUGAAAACAUUUAAAAAGAACCAGUUGGUGAAUAAAACAAUAGAUACCUGCUAAAACAAAAUCUACGAGUUACAAAAUCCUUGGCAAGUGGAUUGACAAGGUUUUGACGUUGUGGAUUCAUAGUCGGAAAGGAAUCGGUACCGGUUCCUGUGAUGUUCAAUCGCACAUUGUAAACUUCACGCGUUAAUGUUCUGUAAGUUCAACCCACCUGAUCAUGUUCCCAGACAAUGAUUGUCCUUGAAAUGUUUGUUAUACGGUUUGUUACAAGGUGCACUCUUUCUGUGUUUAUAUCAUUACAGCGGCCCACACAGCUAACAACUGGACUUGUUUAAUCCAAUUAAACAAGAUCAAGAUAAUGAAAAAUGACUAGAUGUGUUCUACUGAAAAUAGCUAUAAGAUUCCUGCUGUAAUAAACCCUCUUUCUGUUUGGGACCGCUAUAUUUGAUACAAUGUCUAUGAAUUAUUGGUGUUGCCAAGUUUGUCUUGUUAUACUGUAUUAAUAACCUUGGACAUAUUAUACAAAUUAUUCUAUGUUGUUAGAGACUCUGCAUUUGUUAGUGUCAUGUAAUAAACAAAGCUGUUCUCCUGGCACUAGAGGGUUAUUAGGUUCCACCCCCCGCCCCCUCC
Pelobates fuscus (common spadefoot toad) is the source of this 1943-nucleotide messenger RNA. RefSeq names its product mitochondrial translational initiation factor 3 (gene MTIF3). Gene Ontology annotation, biological process: ribosome disassembly; mitochondrial translational initiation. Gene Ontology annotation, molecular function: ribosome binding; translation initiation factor activity. Lineage: Eukaryota; Metazoa; Chordata; Amphibia; Anura; Pelobatidae. Gene Ontology annotation, cellular component: mitochondrion. Bases 176 to 1027 code for a protein of 283 amino acids. The record is from RefSeq and is a predicted model, not a curated record. The transcript is spliced from 5 exons.